This is a messenger RNA of Rubroshorea leprosula, 1121 nucleotides long. NCBI's taxonomy places the organism in Eukaryota, Viridiplantae, Streptophyta, Magnoliopsida, Malvales, Dipterocarpaceae. The record is from the annotation of a GenBank genome assembly.
AUAGCAUUAACUGGGGUUUGGUUUGGGGUUUGCUCAGGGCUGCUUCCGAACUCAGGAGGGUGCUUAAUCCCAGUUUUCUUCGUCGUAUAGCACGGAAGAAUCAGUCAAGCUCAGGAGGGAUAGCGCCAUGGAAAUGAUCUUUCUAAAUCUCUCCUCAUGAUUUUGAUCCUCCAUAGCGCUAUCCAUCCUGAGUUUCAUCGCUUCUUCUUGCUCCUCCCCUGUUCAUCCUCUACAGAGAAAUGCAGAGUCUUCUUCCUCUGUUUAACCGAUGACGUCUGAGCUUCUCAAUUUUCAACUUCAUUUAAGAUUUCAUCUUUCAAGCUUUUUUUUUUUUGUUUAUGCUACAAGUUUCUCUAAAGUUUCAUUGAUGGUUUUGUAUGUACAAUCUCAAGUUCUCUUUUUAUGUACUCCAAAAAUUUUCGAUAUGGAGGUUUCAGGUUUAAAUCUAUCAAACCGAGUUAACGAUUCAUGCUGAUGCACCGAAAAAACGAAGAUACGACCUCGAUGGAGCCAUUGAGGGAUUUCUCCAGAAGGGCUGGACUAGAUGAUUUUGACUUCCUUGCUAAAACUUCGCGUUAGUCACGCUCUCUUUCUUUUAUUUUUUCUUUUUAAAUUAAAAAAAAAAAAAGAAGAAAAAGAAGAAGAGUGUACAACACAAAGAGAAAAAUGCAAUUGCAUUUUGUAGAAUGUACACUUACUUUCUGAUAUUUUGUUUUAUAUUCAGGUUUCUGUAUCUCCACGCUCUCCUUUUUGCUUCCACUAGAAAAUCACUGUUGGCUGGUGCGCAUCCUGCAUCCAUAUCCCUUUCUUUUCUUGUUUUAUUUUUUGGACUAUGUAUCUUUAGUUGCAAGAGGAAAAAAAAAAAUGUCAAAUUUGUAUUCAAUCCCAGAUAGAAAUGUUUACUCACAAUAGUCAAGAAUGGUCAAACUCAGAAAGUGUUGUAAGCACUCUAUAAACAUUUCUGGUCUAGACUGACCUUUUUGGUUUUCCAAUUUGGACUUAUGUCGACAGGUAUUUAAUUAUUGGUUCACUAUCGAGGGGCUAGGGGCCAUCUCCUAAUCUUAUAAUUGAUGUAUUAUAAUGUUGUGUGGUUCGAAUGGUAAAAAAUAUUUUCUGAGAGC